AGGAAGGAGGGAAGGAAGAAAAGAAGGAAGGGACUCACUGGGGGACUUAAUUCACCAAAUCUGCGCCAGGAGAGACAAAGGAAAUGAUCUCACAAGAGCUGAGCACGGGGCCUCCGGAUGCCACCCAGGCAGUGACCUUCACCAACGAGAGCCUGGGCGGCCCCUCCUCCCCCUUCAUCUUGAGUGGCUUGCCCGGCCUGGAAGCUGCCCACUUCUGGCUGGCCUUCCCCCUGUGUGCCAUGUACGUGGUGGCCCUGGUGGGCAACUCCAUCGUGGUGCUGGUGAUUAAAGCCGAGCCGAGCCUCCACACGCCCAUGUACCUCUUCCUGGGGAUGCUGGCAGGGGUGGACCUGGUCCUGGCCUCCUGCACGAUGCCCAGGGUCCUUUCCCUCCUUUGGCUGGACGCCAAGGAGAUCGCCUACGGGACCUGCCUCCUCCAGAUGUUCCUCAUCCACUCCCUCUCGGGCAUGGAGUCCACCAUCCUCUUGGCCAUGGCCGUGGACCGCUACGUGGCCAUCUGCCGCCCGCUCCAGUACUCCACCAUCCUCACCAACUCUGUGGUGGUCAAAGUGGGUGCAGUGGCCUUGGUGAGAGGGCUGGUCUUCUUCCUUCCGCUGCCCUUGCUCCUCAACCGCCUGUCCUUCUGCCCCUCCAGGCCCCUCCACCAUUCCUACUGCCUCCACCAAGACAUGAUGAAUCUGGCGUGCGACAAGCAGAAGCUGAACAUGAACAUCGUCUACGGCCUGAUCGCCAUCAGCCUGGUGAUGGGCCUGGACUUCCUGCUCAUCCUCAUCUCCUACCUGCUGAUCCUGAAGGCCGUCCUGCGGCUGAGCUCCUGGGAGCAGCGCCUCCGGGCCUCCGGCACCUGCCUGGCCCACCUCUGCAUGGUCCUGGCCUUCUACGUGCCCCUGAUCAGCCUCUCCGUCAUCCACCGGUACGGGCCAGAUGUGUCUCCUCUGCUCCAGGCCGUCACCAGCAACAUCUACCUCCUGGUUCCCCCCGUGCUCAACCCCAUUGUCUAUGGGGCCAGGACCAGAGACAUCCGGAAGCGGGCCUUGAAGUACAUGAGGCUGAGCAGGAACAGGGAGCCUCACUGAAGCCGGCUGGGUGUAGAAAACCAAGCCGGGAGUCGCUUUCUUCAUCCCAGGAGGAGGCCGAGGGAGUUGGGACGCUUCUGAAGUCAACUGCCAUCUUCAACGGGCCCUUGCAGCCUUCCUGUUGCCAUGGCCAACAUCCCAACUUCUGACCAAGGAUGCCAAAGGAGGGACAGAAUGAAACGUCAAUGGCAAAAAUGAGAGACUUGAACA
Molecule: messenger RNA, 1307 nt
Organism: Thamnophis elegans (Western terrestrial garter snake)
Lineage: Eukaryota; Metazoa; Chordata; Lepidosauria; Squamata; Natricidae
Product: olfactory receptor 51E2-like
Exons: 2
Coding region: 84-1097 (337 amino acids)
Biological process (GO): G protein-coupled receptor signaling pathway
Cellular component (GO): membrane
Molecular function (GO): olfactory receptor activity; G protein-coupled receptor activity
Source: RefSeq, a predicted model, not a curated record